AUGGCAAUUGGCACAUCUGAAGAAAUAAAGCAAUUUCAGCAGACAACAACUGUUGGAAUUAUUGGCCUUGGUGUGAUGGGCUUAAUGUAUGCAGAACGAUUUAGUGCUGCUGGAUGGCAUGUUGUCGGCUGUGAUAGAGACGAGAAUUAUGAACAGUUUAAAACCAAAUACGGUGAUAAAUUUGAGGUGGUUAAGAAUGGACAUUAUGUAUCCCGGGUGUCAGAUUACAUUAUCUACAGUGUGGAAGCAGCAAACAUUGAUCGAAUUGUUUCCGAAUAUGGACCAUCAACUAAAGUUGGUUCGAUUGUCGGAGGUCAGACUUCCUGCAAAUAUCCAGAAAUAGCUGCAUUCGAGAAACACCUUCCGAAGGAUGUUGAGAUCAUUUCGGUUCACUCACUGCAUGGCCCAAAUGUUGAUCCUACUGGGCAACCGCUGGUCAUAAUUCAACAUAGAGCAUCCGAUAAGUCAUUGAAGUUGGUUGAAUCCAUUAUGUCUUGCCUCCAUUCAAAACACGUUCAUCUUUCAUACCAGGAGCAUGAUAAAAUAACUGCAGAUACCCAAGCAGUGACUCAUGCAGCAUUUCUUUCUAUGGGCCUGGCCUGGUGCUCAUGUAAUCAAUAUCCAUGGGAAACUCCCAAGUGGACAGGUGGCCUUGAAAAUGCCAAGAUCAACAUUUCGCUUCGGAUUUACUCAAACAAGUAUCACGUAUAUGCUGGAUUGGCCAUCACAAAUCCGUCUGCACAUAGUCAGAUUUUACAGUACUCAAGAUCUUGCGAAGAACUAUUUACUCUGAUGAUACAGGGCCGUAAGGAAGAGCUCACUGAGAGGGUGAUGAGAGCGAAAAAGAAUGUGUUUGGACAUCUUGGGAAGGAUCAUCAGCUAUUGUUAGAUGACGAUCUGUUGCAACAGUACUCGUUGAACAAUUAUCCUCCCGGAAAAAGACAACCCAAUUCCCAAUUAUCUUUGCUGGCUAUUGUGGACUCAUGGUCGAGUCUGGGUAUCGUUCCAUACGAUCACAUAAUUUGCUCGACACCUUUAUUCCGCAUAUUUUUGGGUGUUACUGAAUAUCUAUUUUGUACUCCACAUCUAUUGGAAGAAUGUUUGCAGGUGGCGAUAUCUAACAAUAACUUUAGAAAGGACGAUCUUAACUUCGUUAUGGCUUCUAGAGAGUGGGCAUUCAUUGUGAGCUACGGUGACUUCAAAUUAUACAAGACUAGAUUCGAGAAAGUCCAAAGGUACUUUGAGCAUAUGUUUCCUGAGGCAACCAAGGUUGGUAACCAGAUGAUUAAGACAAUUUUGAAAAGGGUUAAGGAUAGAGAGGAGAAAAAUUAA
Messenger RNA from Brettanomyces bruxellensis, 1332 nucleotides. It is a transcript of the gene TYR1, whose product is annotated as prephenate dehydrogenase (NADP(+)). Bases 1 to 1332 code for a protein of 443 amino acids. The transcript has a single exon. Gene Ontology annotation, biological process: L-tyrosine biosynthetic process. Gene Ontology annotation, molecular function: NAD+ binding; prephenate dehydrogenase (NADP+) activity; prephenate dehydrogenase (NAD+) activity. NCBI's taxonomy places the organism in Eukaryota, Fungi, Ascomycota, Pichiomycetes, Pichiales, Pichiaceae. The record is from RefSeq and is a predicted model, not a curated record.